This is a messenger RNA of Rhodamnia argentea, 2103 nucleotides long. RefSeq names its product zinc finger protein SHOOT GRAVITROPISM 5-like. The transcript has 4 exons. The coding region runs from base 605 to 1909 and encodes 434 amino acids. Gene Ontology annotation, cellular component: nucleus. Gene Ontology annotation, molecular function: DNA-binding transcription factor activity. Lineage: Eukaryota; Viridiplantae; Streptophyta; Magnoliopsida; Myrtales; Myrtaceae. The record is from RefSeq and is a predicted model, not a curated record.
CACUGUGUAUGAUUUGACCUGUUUUCUAAUGUAUUUUCCUGGUUUUUGUGUUUGUGCGUAUGUAAUGUUUUGUCUGUUUGUUUUCUUCUGAGGACGUCUUCUUUUUUUUUUUUUUUUUUUUUUUGCUUUCUUUUCUUCUCCAUUCUGUGUGGACCCAUCUCUUUUUUCUGGUGGUGGGAUCAUUUCUCUCCCAUCAAUUUGAUUGGGUCUCUCACCCUCCCUCACUCUCUCUCUAUCUCUCUAUCUCUAAAGAGGAGGAGCUUUUAAAGAGACUCCACAACCAUACCUGAUGAAGGAGAAGGAGAAGGAGAAGGAGAAGAGCAGCCCAAGAGAGAGCAAAAGAAAAAAGAAAAGGAGAUCAUUUUGAAAAGCCUGAAAGCUGUCUAAAGCUCAAAAAGAGAAAGCUGCUUCCAUAACCGAAAGAGAGAAAUUAGCUUUUUUCCCCCUCUUCCUCUCGCAUCAUGCGCCUAGCUUAGCUUAGUUUCUCUCUCAAAAGCAGCGAGAGAGAGAGAGAGGUUUGCUUUGGUUCUGGAGCCUUGUACUGUACACCACAGCCAUAAAAUCUCCCUAAAGAGAUCGAGGAGAAGAAGCUCUCUCGAACCCCAUGAUAGGAAACAACACCAUCAUUUCUAGUCCCCCAUCAUCAUUCCCUCCUCCUCCUGAUCCAUUCCGUGAUUGCUUAGAGAACAAUGGCAACGCCACCAACAAGAGGAAAAGAAGACCUGCUGGUACUCCAGAUCCAGAUGCGGAGGUGGUGUCGCUGUCCCCGAAAACCCUACUGGAGUCGGACCGGUACGUGUGUGAGAUCUGCAACCAGGGCUUCCAGAGGGACCAGAACCUGCAGAUGCACCGGCGGCGGCACAAGGUGCCGUGGAAGCUCCUCAAGCGGGAGACGCCGGCAGUGCGGAAGCGGGUCUUCGUUUGCCCCGAGCCGAGCUGCCUGCACCACGACCCGGGCCACGCCCUUGGGGACCUCGUCGGCAUCAAGAAGCACUUCCGCCGGAAGCACAGCAACCACAAGCAGUGGGUGUGCGAGAGGUGCUCCAAGGGAUACGCAGUUCAAUCAGAUUACAAGGCACAUCUCAAGACUUGUGGAACGAGAGGGCACUCCUGUGACUGUGGCAGGGUUUUCUCAAGGGUUGAGAGCUUCAUUGAGCACCAGGACUCCUGCAACAUGGGUCGUUUAAGGUCAGACUCCCACAAUAAUAACCUGCAGCCUCCAUGCCUGUCUAGGACAGCCUCGAGCCCAAGCCCUUCAAGUGACACCAAUCUCAACACGCCCUCUUGGCCAGCACCGAGGGCCUUGGCAAUGCCCAAGCCGGCCAAAGGCGCGCCCAUCUUCUUGAACCCCAUCGCUAACAAACCGUCCUCCAAGACAGAUCAUCGUGACGACUUGCACAAUCUCGAGCUUCAGCUCUCGACCUCGUCGAACCCUGCUGACACAGUUUCCCCCCAUCCUUCGAAGAGAGACGAGAAGUACCCGUCCCAUCUGCAGCUCUCGAUGAGCUCCUCAUGCGCCGAUUGCGCCUGCGAAAGAAACGGCGAUGGCAGUCGCGAUCAAUCGACACAUCAGCUGAGGAUGGCCGUGGCCGAGAAGGCGUACGCGGACGAGGCGAGGCAGGCAGCGAGGCGGCAGAUCGAGCAGGCCGAGAGGGAGUUUGCCAACGCGAAGCGGAUGAGGCAGCAGGCGCAGGCAGAGCUAGAGAAAGCCCAUGCGCUGAAGGAACACGCGAGGAAGAAGAUGAACUCGGCGAUCCUGCAGAUCACAUGCCAAGUCUGCAAGCAAAAGCUCCAAGCAAGAGAGUUGCUGAGGCUGGCUCCAGAUCACGAGAGCUCUUUGGCAUUGAGUUACAUGUCAUCUGCAAUCACAGAGGGAGAAGUGGAUAAUGAUAUCAAUAGAGUAUGCUAGUGGGGAAAAAAGGAAAAGAAGGUGGUUUAUAUAGGUCUUUUAUAAUUUCUGGUUGAGUAUAUAAGUUCUUUAAGUUCGAUUUCAUUAGGUGCUUGAGGGGGGUAUAAGUUAUGAUUUGAUUUUUUGCAUGGAGUGUUCUUGUACUAUUAAUUUGUUAAUUAGUCUCCAAUAAAAGUUGUAGUAAUGGGUUUCAA